Messenger RNA from Entamoeba dispar SAW760, 1011 nucleotides. RefSeq lists its product as uncharacterized. The transcript has a single exon. NCBI's taxonomy places the organism in Eukaryota, Evosea, Mastigamoebida, Endamoebidae. Bases 1 to 1011 code for a protein of 336 amino acids. The record is from RefSeq and is a predicted model, not a curated record.
AUGCAACAAAGCCAACAACAUUUAGGAUAUAAUGAAAUAAUGAUUGCCUCCAAGUAUUUUGAUGAUAUUAAAGACUUUAUUAAUUUAGAAAUUGGAGUUAAAAGAUUUCAAGGGAAUAUGGAAAGAUUUCACUUUAAUCCAAUUCCUUUAAAUGAACAUUCAAGAAAGUUGUUUCCAAAUAUUGAAACACUUAAUAUCUACGAUAGAAAAGAUAAAAUAUAUAAAGAUGGAAAAAUAUUUAAACAAUUAAUAUGGUAUCCUGUUAGUUAUGAUGAAUUUUUAAAACAAAAAGAAUCAGGAAAUGAAUAUAAAAAUGUUUUCAUUAACAAAAAUGAUAAAAAUUUUAAUUUAAAUAAUGUUCAAGACCCAAUCAAUGGAUUAGGAGAUAACUUUUAUAGUGACUCAUCUGACAUUACAGAAAUUAACCUCCCACCAAAAAUUAAAAGAAUUGGAAAAAGUUGUUUUUCUCAUUGUUCACAAUUAAAGAAAGUUGUUAUCCCACCAACAAUUUCAGUAAUAAGUGAUUCAUGUUUUUGUCAUUGUGACCAAGUUACAGAAUUUAUAAUUUCAGAUUCUGUACAAGAACUUGAAGACUUUUGUUUUGCAGAAUGUAGUUCUAUAAAUACUAUUACUAUUCCAUUGUCUAUAAUUAAAAUUGGAAGUCGUUGUUUUGAACGAUGUAAUUCAUUAACUAAUUUAAAUAUUCCAGGAUAUCAUUUUACUAUUGGAAAUAGAAUUUAUUUUAAUAAUGCUCCUCUUAUUAAUAUGGUUAUUCCUUCUUCUGUUAAAACAAUUAAUGAACGUCCUAUUGAAAGAAUUUCUGAAAGUCAAAAAAUUGUUAUUCCUAAUUCUGUUUUUUCUGUUAGUGAUUUAGUUCUUAUUGACGUAGAUGUUAAACUUAUUUCUUCUGCUAACACUAAUCCUUAUAUUAGAAAAACAAUUAUGGAUAAAAUCCAACAAGAUGCUAAACAAAGAGAAAAUAUUUAUGAGAAGUUCAGUAGUAUCUUUUAA